ACAAGGAGCCAACUAAGACAUCCAUAACUUGUUUGCACGAGAACAAUCAGCCAAGAUGUCGCGGAAAGGUUUGAUGGAACAAGAUUUAAAGAAAUUGGACGUGACAAAGCUCCAUCCGCUUUCUCCAGAAGUUAUAUCUCGUCAAGCUACCAUUAAUAUUGGUACUAUUGGUCAUGUGGCACAUGGAAAGUCUACAGUUGUAAAAGCAAUUUCAGGAGUCCAGACUGUACGUUUUAAGAAUGAGCUGGAGCGUAACAUUACCAUUAAGCUGGGAUAUGCUAAUGCAAAGAUAUACAAAUGUGAAGAUGACAAGUGCCCUCGACCUAUGUGCUACAAGGCUUAUGGAAGUGGAAAGGAAGACAGUCCCUUAUGUGACGUACCUGGGUUUGAAAAUUGUAGGAUGAAACUGUUGCGACACGUUUCUUUUGUAGACUGCCCGGGUCAUGACAUUCUUAUGGCUACCAUGCUCAAUGGAGCAGCCAUUAUGGAUGGAGCGUUGCUUCUGAUUGCAGCCAAUGAAAGCUGCCCUCAACCUCAAACUUCUGAGCACCUUGCUGCUGUUGAAAUUAUGCGCCUUCAACAUAUUAUAAUCCUCCAGAAUAAAGUUGAUCUUAUUCAGGAAAAUGUAGCAAUCAAUCAACAUGAAGCGAUUCAAAAGUUUAUUCAGGGAACUGUUGCUGAUGGUGCGCCAGUAGUACCAAUUUCUGCUCAGCUGAAAUAUAAUAUUGAUGUUGUUUGCGAGUAUAUAGUGAAAAAGAUUCCAAUCCCUGAAAGGAAUUUUGUCUCACCUCCUAAUAUGAUUGUCAUUCGUUCUUUUGAUGUUAACAAACCUGGAUUUGAAGUUGAUGAGAUCAAAGGUGGCGUGGCUGGUGGUAGCAUAUUACGGGGUGUUUUAAAGGUGAAUCAAUUUAUUGAAGUUCGUCCAGGGAUUGUUGUUAAAGAUGAAAGUGGUAACAUCAAGUGCACCCCGAUAUAUUCCAGGAUUGUUUCUUUGUAUGCGGAGCAAAAUGAGCUGCAAUUUGCAGUCCCUGGAGGUCUAAUUGGGGUUGGCACAACCAUGGAUCCCACUUUGACCCGUGCUGACAGAUUGGUUGGUCAGGUUCUUGGUGAAGUUGGGUCACUUCCUGAUGUUUUUGUUGAGCUAGAGGUAAACUUCUUCCUUUUGCGGCGGCUUCUAGGUGUGAGGACGAAAGGAUCAGAAAGGCAGGGAAAAGUAUCAAAACUGGCCAAGGGAGAGAUUCUAAUGUUGAACAUAGGAUCCAUGUCUACAGGAGCUAGAGUACUUGCAGUAAAGAAUGAUUUGGCAAAGUUGCAGCUUACUUCUCCUGUUUGCACCAGCAAAGGGGAGAAGAUUGCUCUAAGUCGCCGAGUCGAGAAGCAUUGGCGUCUUAUUGGCUGGGGUCAAAUUCAAGCCGGAACUACUCUUGACGUCCCCCCCUGCCCCAUUUGAGUUGUCGCCGAAAAAAGGUAAAGAGUCGAGAAGCGAGUCGAAAGAGUAGAAUGGCAGAACUGAGGAAAAUGUGGGAAGGUAGACAGUUUCUUGGAACCAUUUUUGUUAGGUGGAGGAGAAAACGCCAUCUGGUUUCUCAUUGUUUAUUACGUUUGCCUUUUCCCUUUUUACCCCCCGAAGUCUUUCUGAUUUUUAAUAUUUUUACUUCAUGGAUGCGAGCAAUUGGAGUCAGUGAACAUGGGAUAGUUUCUUCAAUGACAUCCACACGAUGAGGUAUUGUUUUCACAUUCAAUAAGUUUGGUUGAGACUUUGAAUUAAAUAACCCAUUAAGGUUGAAUUCAAGCUCAAUGCAAGCCAUAUUAUGUAGAAAAUACUCAUUUUGUGGCUAUCUGAGAGAAUCUGAUUGGGAAAAAGCAAUCGAAAAGGUUUCGACCUUUGAGCGAGGCAGCAUUUGGGAGGUGGCUAUGGACUCCUUGGCUUAGGAUGGUAAUCUUUCUUUGACUCGAAUGGGUUGUAGGACCUUGCAACCAUAGAUUGAGAUUCUGUUGUACUACGAAUACACACAGACAUUUUUUUUUUAUUUUGGCAUUUUUGGGUCAUAACUCAUCAACUAAGAA
Molecule: messenger RNA, 2067 nt
Organism: Momordica charantia (bitter melon)
Lineage: Eukaryota; Viridiplantae; Streptophyta; Magnoliopsida; Cucurbitales; Cucurbitaceae
Product: eukaryotic translation initiation factor 2 subunit gamma
Biological process (GO): formation of translation preinitiation complex
Cellular component (GO): cytosol; eukaryotic translation initiation factor 2 complex
Molecular function (GO): GTPase activity; tRNA binding; GTP binding
Source: RefSeq, a predicted model, not a curated record